Molecule: messenger RNA, 1836 nt
Organism: Eruca vesicaria subsp. sativa (arugula)
Lineage: Eukaryota; Viridiplantae; Streptophyta; Magnoliopsida; Brassicales; Brassicaceae
Source: the annotation of a GenBank genome assembly
AGAGAAGAUGAAAGUUGGGAUUCUUAAGCUUAGUUUCCCUGCUGACACUCCACCACUUUCCGUCAUCGUUGCUCUCUCCCUCUCAUCCUCUCCUCCGGUGACUAUCGACUCCUCCGCCCCCGCGUCCACCGUCCCUACUCUCGUCUUCUCCGACGGGCGAAAAUUGAGUGGCACAUGGGUUCUUCUUCGCUAUGUUGGUCGCUUGAUUCCUGGUUUCUACGGCCGAGAUGCUUUUGAAUCUUCCCAGAUUGAUGAGUGGGUUGAUUACUCUCCUGUCUUCUCCUGUGGUUCUGAGUUUGAGAAGGCUUGCUCUCUCGUCGACAACUACCUUCAAAGUGCAACCUUUCUUGUUGGCCACUCUCUUUCCAUUGCUGACCUUGCUAUCUGGUCUGCUCUUCUUACUGGAUCUGGUGGCCCGAGAUGGGAGAGUUUGAGGAAAUCCAAUAAGUAUCAGAAUUUGGUUAGAUGGUUCAAUUCCAUACUUCUUGAGUACGCUGAGCCUCUCAACAAUGUGGUGGCAACAUAUACUACAACUCUUGUGAAAAUAGGCUCCAAGGGCCAAGACCGAGUUGAUGCUAGUGAUAAUAAAGGAAAGCCUGAAGUGGACUUGCCAGGUGCUGCACAAGUUGGGAAGGUCCGCCUCCGGUUUGCUCCAGAGCCAAGCGGUUAUCUUCACAUUGGACACGCUAAGGCUGCCUUGCUCAACAAGUAUUUCGCUGAGAGAUACCACGGGGAAGUGAUUGUGCGUUUUGAUGACACUAACCCUGCUAAAGAGAAGACCGAGUAUGUUGACAAUAUUCUCAAGGAUAUUGCAACGUUGGGGAUCAAGUAUGAGAAAGUCACUUACACUUCUGAUUAUUUCCCUGACCUGAUGGACAUGGCUGAAAAGCUGUUGCGUGAGGGUAAGGCAUAUGUUGAUUACACACCCAAGGAACAAAGGAAGAAAGAGAAGUGGGAUGGGAUUGAAUCCAAAUGUAGGAAUCACAGCGUCCAGGAGAACUUGAACUUAUGGAUGGAAAUGAUUGCGGGAACUGAGGAUGGAUUAAAGUGCUGUGUUCGCGGGAAGUUUAACAUGCAAGAUCCUAACAAAGCCAUGAGAGACCCUGUCUAUUAUAGAAGCAUCCCCAUGUCUCACGACCGUGUCAAGGAUAAGUACAAGAUAUAUCCAACCUACGACUUUGCUUGUCCCUUUGUUGAUUCUGUUGAAGGUAUAACGCAUGCCCUUCGUUCUAGUGAGUAUCGUGACCGGAACCCUCAGUACUAUAAAGUUCUGGAGGACAUGGGAAUGCCUAGGGUUGAAAUCUAUGAGUUCAGCAGGUUAAAUCUUGUUUACACUCUUCUCAGUAAGCGCAAGCUUGAAUGGUUUGCCGAAAAAUUUGGCGGGUGGGAUGAUCCACGCUUACCAACAGUCCAAGGUAUGGUUCGUAGAGGUUUGAAAAUAGAGGCACUGAUCCAGUUUAUUCUCGAGCAGGGUGCUUCUAAGAAUCUUAAUCUGAUGGAAUGGGACAAGCUCUGGUCUAUUAAUAAGAAGAUGAUUGAUCCUGUGUGCCCUAGACACACUGCUGUGGUUGAGGAGCGUCGUGUACUGUUGACAUUAACGAAUGGUCCUGAUGAGCCUUUUGUUCGCAUAAUAGCAAAGCACAAGAAAUUUGAAGGUGCUGGAGAGAAGGCGACCAAUUUCACCAAGAGCAUUUGGAUCGAGGAAGCUGAUGCGAGUGUCAUCUCUGUUAAUGAGGAAGUCACUUUGAUGGAUUGGGGAAACGCCAUUGUAAAGGAGAUUACAAAGGACGAGGAUGGUCGUGUGACUGCGUUAUCUGGUGUUCUUAACCUCCAAGG